Molecule: messenger RNA, 2979 nt
Organism: Colletotrichum truncatum
Lineage: Eukaryota; Fungi; Ascomycota; Sordariomycetes; Glomerellales; Glomerellaceae
Source: RefSeq, a predicted model, not a curated record
AUGGCGUUACAAGAGCGACCGGACUCGGGGUCCUCAGUUAUUGGCGUUGAUGUCUCGACACACCGGUCGUUGAUAGCUGCAAGCGGAGCGGCCUUGAACUUUGCUGCAAGCUUCCACCGAGACUCUCAAGCUUGUCGUGGCACGAGAGAGCGACAACGAAUCUACGAGAUCUACCGGGAUAAAAUUCUCACCAUCGAUGGCAUUGCGGCAAAUGUCGCCGCCGCGUUUCUCCCUGUGCUCAGCACCGCACGCAACUCCAAUGGCGAGGAUGGCAAGCGUUGGAGUGACUUUGAGCGGCUGGCACAGCGCGGAAAGAACAUGCGAGACCGCGAGAGCCAACAUUUACAACAUCAGUCAGGCAUAAUUGCGGCGUGGGGCCUCGAAUGUUUCGAUUAUUACGGAUGGCAUGCCCUGCCACUGCCACUGCUUCGACAGCUCCAUGACCUGGCUGUAUUAGUGCCGCGAUGGGAAGAUGUUGUUGACCUGCUCAACUCCAAGAUGUUGGCAAGACACGAGCUUCGGGUCCUGGGCGGCAAGAACAAGGCUCUCAGGGUUGGUGAACACUCUGCAGCGUCCAAAGUACAGGCUUCUCACUCCCCAGUUGAGCGAUCCGAUAUACUGGCUGCUCUGGAAUGGGCUCAGAAGAAAGCCAAUUCCACGUCUGCACUCCAAGAUAUUAAGAAGCUGGCACGUCGCAUCAAUGGAUCCCCUAUUCGGAAGUAUGGUUUGAAGCUUGACAUUUAUGGUAUGGUUGUGCCGGACACGGACAAAAACACAGAGGACAAAAUCGACGAGAAGGAUGAAGAAAAGAGCAGUGAAAGCGACCAACAGGAACUUGCCACACGGCCUACUAAGCGUACUAGGCUAUCUUCCGCUCGCCAUUCAUCUUCCGUCCCUCCAGACACUUCUGUAACCUACAGUGUCUACAAAAGUCGUUCUCAAGAGGGUGGAAGCACCAUACUUUCCGAAAAGAAGUUAUCUAAUCUUGAACCUAUGGAUGCAGAGGAAUCUGAAGAGUUGGAAGAUUCGGAAGUGGAAUCAGAAACUCAGUCCGCGAGGAACAUGUCGACCAGUAGCCGCUAUUUAGUCACAGAGGAUAUGCACAUUGACCAAGGAAAAGAAACAGGCAAGUCUCACUCGCCGAGUUUGUAUUCUACGACGGAUAUGAGAAGAUCAUCUGCCAUCAGCGGCGUUCCUGGAAAUUCUGCACUGGAUGGUACGAGCGCCCACAGCGAUGAGGAUGAGACAUCCAGUCUUUCUUCCUGGUCAGAGGAUAACGAGGCGAGGGUAUCCGAAGAUGACGAGCAAACAAGAGUCACAACUGGACUGGAAUCUUCGGAAAAUAGGAUUGUCCAACAAAAAGAGACCGAGACAGAGGCAAGAAUGCUGCUUCCUUCAGCCACUGAAGUCACAGUGGAGAAAGAGAGCAGAGUCUCAGGCAACAGCCGUGGCUCAGAAUGCGACGCACAGCGUAUUCGCGGACUGGAAAUACAACAUGAACAGACAUCGGAAGCACAACACAUGGAAACGAACCUCGAGAUGCUUGUAGCAACAACAUCCACAUUUUCGGGACAGAACCAGAAACAAAGAUUAUCACCAUCUGUUGGUCUGGUAUCACGCACAUCAACACCUUCCAUAGUAGAUUACGCAGUUGCUACUUCCAAUAUUGCCUCAGAUUCGGCCAUGCGGCUAGGACGUCAAAAGCCUUUUACGAAUCCAAGUGGUGAUGGCAGCGAUGGAGACCAGCUGGCAGCAGCACCACUACGACCAAUUCCAAGUUCUACCGAAAACAAUUUACCCCCGCAGAGGCGGCCGACUCUGCUUCAAACUCUGCAAGCUCGCCACGGUGAUACGGUUCAUCGGUUUGUGGAGAAUUUGCGCCGGCCGCACGGCUCUGAGGAGAUUGCUCAUCAACGCCGUCUACAGUUGGAUUGGCUGGCCCCUCAACGCUGGGCCAGCAUUUACGCCGAACCUGAAUCUCUUCUCGGAAGAAGCUGUGUGUCAACUCCAGAGGAUGCCGAUGUAUGCUAUCUGGGCUGGCAGGCGUUCCGAAGCUAUGCUGAGAAGGGCUACAUCUUCCGCCAGCCCGUGGUGAUCAAACAGGAGUUUCAGGAUAGUGGCACCUACGAUAUUGUCGACUAUGUUGAUAUGCUUUGGCAACGUUUUCCAAAGCAGCAAGUCGAUGUCCAAAACAGCAUGACAGGCGCGUGUUCUUCGAUGAGCCUGGCAAAAUACUGUUUGGCCGUCGCUAAUACAGACCUGAGAUCUUCAGAUGCUGCGGCCGCCAUUAGCAGUGUCACCAACCUCCGCCGUCUGGCGCGAGCGGACGAGCCACUCCUCAGCAGGCUGCCGCGCUUUCGGCUACUCUCAACACUAGCUGAUCGCGUCGGCGGUACUGUGGGUAGAAACGGACACUUGAUUCCCUACGACGUCCAAGGUUGCUUAGGCUUCAACCUUCUUUCCUUCGUUGGCGCUUUCUCUGGGUCGCAUGUAGACCCACUGGUAGGAAGUUGGACACGAUGUCUAUCAGGGGUGCAAAUCGCGGCGGUUGCCACUGAUCUUAGCCUUGAUGACUGGCGACGAUUCUCGACGGAGGGUCGCGGUUGGUCACCAAAGGAACAGGGACGUUUGAUCGUCCUUGAGCAGGACGAUGUUUUGUUCAUGCCGCCUGGUUUGCGCGUUGUACGUGCCACCUUUGCGCCGGAGCCUUGCCUGAUGGAAGGCGGGAUGCUAUGGGACGAAUGCACCGUUCCUGAAAUUCUAGAGGGGCUUCUCUGGGUUGUCGAAAAUCAUGCUUGCGUCGACGAGUCUAUACAUGUGGCCUUUCAACUACUGCCCAUUAUUGAUGCAUUGGAAAAGUGGCUAGACGAUAAAAACUACGUUGGCCGACCUACAAGCCAGCUCACUGCUGCCGAGCAGUACCAGACAGUCAAAGAUGGUAUUCAGUUGCUGCGGGCCUUGAUUCGACAGUCUGCAUAA